Messenger RNA from Drosophila serrata, 3120 nucleotides. RefSeq lists its product as uncharacterized. The record is from RefSeq and is a predicted model, not a curated record. NCBI's taxonomy places the organism in Eukaryota, Metazoa, Arthropoda, Insecta, Diptera, Drosophilidae.
CGUCGUCAUUCGCCCCGUGGUCGUCGGAGGAGCAGGGAACGCUCUGCGCGCUGCUCGCUGGCAGGCACUCGUACCCUGUGUGCGCUCGCAUUAUCCGUUCCGCUGGCAAGGACUAAGAACUACGACCGGAGUCGCGCAUCGCCGAUUCCUGGUUGAGGAGGUGCUGCUGAAAAUCACACAACAAAUAUUUAUGUAUUUGCUGCAAUCAAUAUGGUGCGACGAUGAGUUCCAGUCAAAGACCAAAGACCAAGACCAACUGCAGAAUCAACGAUCUUGCAACAAUAAAUCCACGAAUACUUCAAUAAGCAUUCCAACGCCAAGAGCUUAAAUGGUAUGGCAGAGAAACGCUUACUGCUGGAGCGAUCGGAUUCCUCAGAGACGACGGAGAAACUGGAAGUACAAAUGACCCGGCGAAAGGGCAUCAUCCUCCAGGCAAUCCAGCACCAGUCGCUGCCCGGCAGCUGCCGGAUGCUCUUCCUCCGCCGGAAGUCGGUGCUCUGCCUGGUGGUGGCCUUUGUGUUUUGCUACUUUGUGAUCGGGCGACCUGACUGGGCGAAUGUCCUUGACCUGGAUGUCCUGCACGGAGAUAACUUUCUGACAGUUCAGCACCAGUCAACGAUCAUGGAUGUGUCCCCAGAUGUGACAGUUACUGAAAGUAGUAUUCCAUUUGUGCCUGAAGGCUUCCUCGUGUACAGCAACUCCUGUCGGAUUAUGGAGCUGGAUCCGUACAAGAGAGAGGUGAUGCGUCACUUCAAGCGGGUGAAAUACAAACCCUGCCAGAAGUUGCCUCCACUGACACGGGUGAGGUUCCAGGAGCGCUCUCAAAGGUACCUCCUCACCGUCGAUGGAGCCGCUUUCAGCCAGUAUCCGGUGAACAACAACCUCCAAUGCUGCUACAUGGCCGUGCAGCGGGUUAACGAAAUGGAGGUCAACUACACCAAGUGCCACAGCUUCAAGGGACGCACGGAGCUGCCCAAAUCCGUCGAGGAUAUCAUCGUCAAGUGCGAGUCGGGUGGCAAGCAGAUCUACAUCAAUGGUCAUGCCACCAUUCCCGUCAAGGAUGCCGUCCAGCAGCGACUCCAGGAGGCAUAUGAAAAGUCCGCAGAGUUGGAGGCCAAGACAGAGGAGCAGCAGACGCCACAAAGACCGCCCAGUGUCCUCAUGCUGGGCAUCGAUAGCAUCUCACGUGUGAAUCUCAUCCGGGCCAUGCCCAAGACGGCACAGUAUCUGUACGACAAUGAGUGGUUCGAGUUGGCGGGAUACAACAAGGUGGACGACAAUACAUUCCCAAACAUAAUGGCCCUGGCCACCGGCUAUAACCUGCACAAUGCCCAGCAGGAGUGCUCCCCAUUUGUGGUCGGUGGCCUGGACAAGUGCAAUUACAUCUGGAAGCAGUACAAGGAGCAUGGCUAUGUCACUGCCUACGCAGAGGAUGCGGUGAAGAUCAACACCUUCAACUACCUGAAGAAGGGCUUCGAGCAUCCGCCGGCAGAUUACUACCUUCGUCCGUACCUCUCCGCCGCCGAGAAGCUGCUGGAUCACACGGUGGUCAAUGGUCUCAUCCAUUGCCUCGGCUAUGAGACGGCCGCGGAGCAUGUCUACGACUAUGCCAUGGAGUUCACACGUCGAUUCCUCAACGAGACGUACUUUGGGUUCUUUUGGACAAACACACACAGCCACAGUGAUAUUUCGCAGACGAGCAGCAUGGAUGACUACAUGGCAGAGUAUCUGCGAAAGCUGGUGCGCCAGGGUACCAUGGACAAUAGCGUGGUGGUGUUCUUCAGCGAUCAUGGCCUUAGGUUCGGUCCCACGCGGGCCACCUGGUCGGGCCAUUUGGAGGAACGGCUGCCGGUUAUCUUUAUCUGGCUGCCGCAUCAUCUGCGUCAAUCCCAUCCGGAGUUUGUGCGUGCCCUGCACCUGAACAGGAAUCGCCUGACCACUCCCUACGAUCUCCAUCUGACCAUGAAGCACAUACUCUCCCUGUCCGGGCGAACGGAUAUGGCAUCCCUGGGACCGGCGCCCGACUGUCCGCAGUGUCAGAGUCUGCUGCGACCCGUCUCACCGCGGAGGACUUGUGCGGACGUGGGCAUCGAGGAUCAUUGGUGCACCUGUUGGGCAUACGACACCGUGUCGAGCACAUCGGCGGAAACGCGGAAGCUGGGCAAGAGAGUGGUGUCCUACCUAAACACAUUUGUGGCCGAGUUCCGAAACGGAACAUACGCCAAGCUCUGUGCUCCGCUGGCGCUGCAGAGCAUCCGUUCGGCGUUUAGGGCGCAUCCCAAUGCCCUCGAUCCGGACGACGUGCAUACCUAUCGAUUGAUAUUCGUGACGUCGCCCAACAAGGCAUGGUAUGAGGCCACCGUGCGUCACAACCAGACGGAUGACUCCGUGACGGUCACGGGAUCCGUGAGCCGUUUGAACGUAUAUAGUGGGGAGGCGGAGUGCAUGAAGGAUUUCGCUGCCAAGAAGUACUGCUAUUGCCGACAGAAGAAGGGAUAGAGGAUGGAGUAGGAUUAUAACAAAGGCUAGUGCCCAAGUGCCGUUACCCAGAUGCGAAUCUGGCAAUUAUAUGUGUAUAUAUAUAGCGAAUAUCUGUCUGAAACAAGGGGAGAUUUCAAAAAACAGUACUUUUUUAGUUUUCACAGAAACCAAAAUAGUUUUUUGUAUGCCUCUAAAUGAAAGCAAUGUAAUUGCUUAAUUUGACAGCAGUAUUCAAAAGUAUAGAUCCCUGUGAUCCCGCACUUCUUCCAGUUUUUGUCCAACUAUUGUUUUUAAAAUCUAUGAAACGUAUCAGAAACACUUCAUACAAAAUACCUUCUAAUUAGAUGAUGAGUAACGUCCUACGAUUUUGUUUCCUGUCUCUAGAGCUAACUCAAUCAAGGCUCAGAGACAGAUUCUAGAAAUAUGUAUGGGCGACAAGAUGCAUAUUGUUAUUAAAGGCUUUUUGCCUCAGACUCUGUAAAUAACUCUGCGCUCUAAGAAACUCUUUGGCCAAGAACUAGUUUAGUUUAUAUAUAUGUAAUUGUAUACUUAGUCGCUAUAACACUAAUUACUAUGAUUUGUAGUAGACAUUUAAUUUAUUCUAAGCCAGAUUCAAAUAUAACGGAAUUCUUUUUGAAA